ACUGACGUGUCGUAACUGUCAAAAUUUUGUUGUGGUGGCAUUGGGUCGUUGUGUUUAUGUGAAAAAUCUAGAAUUUAAUACAGGAAAAUGGAUUUCUUCUCAUCAAUACCAACUCACAUUGAUUACGCUGGGCAGGCGAAAGCAGAAAAGCUGUACAGAGCAAUAAUUACGCUAUUCAGCAUAGUUGGUUUUGUAUGGGGUUAUAUUGUCCAGCAAUUCUCCCAAUCUGUCUACAUUCUUGGUGCCGGUUUCAUCCUAGCUGCCAUCCUGACCGUACCUCCAUGGCCCUUGUACCGUCGUAACCCUCUCAACUGGCAGAUCCCGAAGAAUCCCGAAGAAAAACCCUCUGGCAAGAAAGGGAAGAAAUGAAGGCUUAAUGUGAUAUUUAUAUUGUCUUUUGACGUUAUUCUCAGAUUAAAUUGCUUAUAAGUUUA
Messenger RNA from Manduca sexta (tobacco hornworm), 434 nucleotides. It is a transcript of the gene Spase12, whose product is annotated as signal peptidase complex subunit 1. Gene Ontology annotation, cellular component: signal peptidase complex; endoplasmic reticulum membrane. The coding region runs from base 88 to 369 and encodes 93 amino acids. The transcript has a single exon. Gene Ontology annotation, biological process: protein targeting to ER. The record is from RefSeq and is a predicted model, not a curated record. Lineage: Eukaryota; Metazoa; Arthropoda; Insecta; Lepidoptera; Sphingidae.